GUCGAUACGACUUGCGCGCUCGCUCUCCUCGUCAGACAACACUGUCGAAAUGGACCUGUGCUGAUUCUGCAGUUACAAAACCAAUCCUCGCGAAGAGGAUUCGUCCAUUUAUUAAAAUGAAGAAAAAAUUCAAGGAUAUAAAAAAAUGCUGAAAGUUGAUCCUAACACGAUGUGCGACUCACGUUACUUUGUUUGUCAUCAUGUGUACCGGUGUUUUGAUACUUCAACUUGAGUGAAAAGAAAAGAAAAAAGGAACUGAAAUAAUCAGUGAAAAACAGAAUGGGGACUAGAUUCGCAGCAUUCUCGUUGAAGUUGACUAGCCUUCACGACUAUUAUCAGAGACUUCUUCACGGCAGUCAACCUGUACCUUCCGGUCUCGACAUGGCGAACACGUUGAAAUUCUUUUCUCAAAUGUUGUUGUCUCUGUUGAAAGAAGUACGGGAAGCACCUCUCGAAAUGGUGAAAUCGCAAAAGUACGACGCGGAACGGAUGGCCCUUUACCCCAACCUGGACUACAAACAGUUGUACAAUGCCCUCACCCAGCUGAUCGACGUCGUUUCCUCCAUUCAUAUAGGGCUGCAAGCGUUUGGCCAAGCGUUGCUGCAAUGCAUCGCGUGCCUCCUGCCCUUUCUCGAUCACGAUUUAAUCGACAACGUUGCCUAUCUCACGGCCAGCUCGAUCUCCGUGCUUCCCCUCGAACUUCACCAGGACAUCGUCAAUUAUCUCUGUUUCUAUAUUCUUCCGUUCACCAUCACGAGGAAAACUGAGGAUGGAUCGGAAAACGCGGCCAGUCAGUCGAUAGCAGCUGUCAUCAUGAUGAUCUUUCAGUACUCUAAUAAUCCAGCGCAUCAUUGCCAAUUGUUGGAAUGCCUGAUGGCAUUGAAACCGGGCGUUGUGAAGGACAUUCUAUGCGUGGUUGCCUACGGCACAGCGCCUGCCAGAGCCUCGGCCGCCAAAUUGCUCUUCUACUACUGGCCUUCCUUCAAUCCAAACCUCUUCGAUCGCAGGGCUGUUCUGGUCAAAUUCGCAAACGACUUGGCCCCGUUCGUGUGUCAAAGGGACUCGUGUCCAAACGCGGGCAACGCAGAGGCGGGCAAAGUGUGUUACGACCACCGGAUAUCCAUCACGUUCGCCUCGGAGACACCGCCUCCCAUGUACCUCUGCAUCGAGUGCGCGAACGAGAUCCACAGAUCUCAUCCCAAUCAAAUGUUCUACGAUAUUUUACACCCCAUGCAACAAGUGUCGAUGAUAUGCGAGAACAAGAAUUGCAAGGCAACGGACAAAUCGGCGAUCAGCGUGUGCUUCUCGACCGAGUGCGCGAGUUACAACGGGAAUCAUCCGAUCCGCUAUUGCCAGAAGUGUCACAACAAUCGACACGACAAGGGGCGGGGCGAGGACCACGUGUACCACACGGCGCUCCCGCACAUCUCCAAGCUGGAUUCCCAGACGCAGACGUACAUGGUUCAGGCGAUCGUCAGCCUGCUUAAGGAAGCUGAACCGCUAAGUAUGGAUAGUAACCGAGACAUCUCGGAAAUAAGUACUAAUAAGGACAGCGCAGGAUUCCCAGGGAGCGGAAGCGGCGGUUCCGGGGGCAGUGGCAGCCAAUUCGACUCGGCGACCCUCGAGGAGAGGCAGCUGCUAGGGAGAUACGGUGUCUGGCUGUUGGUCGGGCUUUGCACCCCGAACCAGGACACCUCGAUCGAAAUUCUCGGCCGUUUAUUGUCAAUGCUAUUUCAUUGGUUUCAUGUUACUGCCUACUCUUUCGAUGGUACUAAAAAAAGCCUUAUGCACCUUAUCUUUUCUGUUGGACAAGCGGAGAGCGCAUUGGAGAAAUUGAAAACCGAAUACGUGUGCGGAUGGCUGUCAGAGGUGAUGAAAACUCACUACGAAGUCUUCAUCUCCUGCCUUCUUCCUCAUCCAGCGGACUACGUCCGGGUAGGAGGACACUGGGAGACACUGGCCUCGAGGACGUCGCAUCUGAAGGACGGGUUAAAUCGUCUGUUCUGCUUGGUUCCUUACGAGGUGAUCACCCCGGACGUUUGGGACUACGUGAUGCCACACUGGAUGGAGGCAAUGGUGAACGACGUACCCGAAUACGAGCUUCACGAGUUAAAAAUGAUUUUAUGCAAAAUAUUAGACAGAGACAUGAGUCCGCUGGGCUUCGACGCUAAGAAGAUGUACAAUUUCGUGGCGAAACGGUUCGUCAACACUUGCGCCAAGGUUCAAGAGCAGGCUCUGAACUGGCUGCAAACGUUGACCAUGCUGGAAAUCAGCAUCCCUCUCUGUCAAUUGUUCUCCAUGUUCAGCGAUGGGGUGGCUGUGAUGGGCGCCAUGAAUUCUACGGAGUCCGAGCAGAAGCCUAGUAAAGGGACUAAGAAGGAGGACGACGAAGGAAACGCCAUAUGCUCUGUGGUCGAAAACGAGUCGGGGAAAUCGACGCCAUUAUCCGACGAUGUGGUCCCAACACCGAGACACAUGGAAUUCACCACGAAUGCUGAACUUAAUCUGUCUUGUUGCAUUCUCAUGCUCGAUAUAUUGUUGAAACAGAUGGAGCUGCAGAACGUGGACAAGCACACAGGGAUCAGUACGUGGGUAUGCAAGGAUGCGUGUCGUCUGAUGAAGUCGAUCCUCGCCUCGAAUUGGAACAACUGUCACGUGUGCGGGACGAACAGCGAGUGCACCUAUUGCGAGUCCAGUGUGAUCUGGCAUCAGUUGUGCCUGCAGCUGGUCACCUACAUGGCACCGGAAAAUCCCGCUUAUCCGCCCGACAAAAUCGUGGACGAGUCGACGGAGGAACACGGGCGGAAAAGUCCAGAGGCGUCGAGGAAAGGGGACUCCAAGUCCGACGUGGUGAUCAGUAUGCCUGUACCGGAAAUGCAUUCGGUCGGUGGCGUUCUUGCCCACAUGCCUCAGUUCUUCGAACAGAUCAUGACAGCCACAGUAGAGACAGUUUCGGAGCAGCUGGACUUAGCGGCUAUCAUGCCCACCGAGAAGGUUAUGUCCGCUUUUGCACGUGCCGUCACCCUUUCCGAGACUGACGUAGCGACAGCGACCGUGAGCGUGGCCAAACCAAGAAUAAUUGGAGAGAAUGAUGAGCCAUUAAAUCUGAGCCCGGAAAACGAGACGGAUGAUUUCUGGCACACCUCUGUUGGAAAGUUUAGAUUCAAUAUCGAGGAUCUUCCCGAACAAUUGCAAUAUAUUCACAAACUUUUGAAGGAGAUCAUGACGAUCGACAAGCCCGACAUACUCUACUACAUGCUCCAAUGUUUAAACGUGAUGUGCCUUUACGGUGAUGCUUUCAACAUGGCGGUUAAGGAUCAUCAAGGAUUCUUCAUAUGGUGUCAGGAAAAUUUAUUGAUAAAAAAUCUAUGGGAACUCUUGAACGGCGAGCAUUCUCACAUAGCCCACGUCACAGUGCCACUGUUGCUCCACUGCGUGACUUUGCCUUGUGGAAUAGACACCUUUUGGCGUCUGAUACAGGAAGAGUUCCACAAUUCCGAUUGGCGUAUUCGUUUCGUGGCAGUCGAAAGAGUUACACUGAUCGCUAGAUUCAUGGAUUCUACUCCUCUGAGGAACGUCAUCAGCCUCCAAGCUGCUCUGGCAAAUGCAUUCUGCUAUCUAAUCGCAAGUAUGGACGACAUAAAUGUGUACGUUGCUCAGAGAGCCACUUUGUACCUUGGUACCAUCCACGAUACAGCUAUGAGAUCCCUGAUCCUUUGCUUGGAGACCCAAUUCGAUUCGGUGAUAGUCGACCGGCCAAUGGUUCUCCAAUCGUUGUACCAGUUGCACAACAGUCUCAGUGAUAGACAUAUCUUGACUUGGGAGUUUUUCCUCAAUCGUUUCGAUGCUCUCUUCCUCGAGGCACAAAUUAAUUUGGAACGAUCUGGAGAUAUACCCUAUCUACGCGAUCUCAGGAAUACGGAUUUGAACAGCGAAAUCUUCAUGAAGAAGUUGCACAGAGCGCAGGAGGCGCUGUCUCAGUCGGAAGGAAGUGGAACUAACUCCAUAAAGACGUUGAGCGCGAGUUUCGGCACAAAAUGGCCGUACAAACGCACCAUGUCGGCGCCAGCAUCGAUGAUUCCUCGCCAGGACACUAAACAAGAAAAGGAGAAGGUGUACAGCCGGCAAUACUCGGCGCCUAUCCUGAAGCGCAAGAGCUCCAGAUUCGGACUGGGUCAGUUGCUGGGGUCCACCCCACCUAAUAACAGUAUACCAGAUGGCCACGUUCAUUCGUUAAACAUGGUGGACGAAACUAGCGCGUUACCAGGAUACACCCAUAAAAUUGUAGACUUGGAAGAAGCUGACAAAGAGACCAUGCACUUGUUGGUCUUUCUUUUGAUGCAAUUUCUUUCCAGACAGGACCAGGCUUAUCCAACGGACGAGAAACCUCUAUCAAAAACGCAAGGAAUCGUUCUACGUCAUUUAUACCUUCUACUAGGCUAUAAUCAAACUGAACGCAUUUUCCAUACUUCUCCACAACGACUAAGAGUUUCUCCUGUAUUCAACGUCUUUAUCGCGAAUCUUCCUCAACUUCUGGACCAGAAUCAUGUGAUGGGAUGGAUGAUGACACCUCCAGUUCUGGCCAUUCUUCAACAUUGUCCUUGUCCUCCGCAAGGUGUGCCUCCAUCCGAUCAUCAAACACCUACGUACAGCCUAUGGUAUCUCGAACCGAAUAACAGACGCUCUUGGUUAAUGUCUCUCCUCGUUAUACUGUAUAAAUGCCAAUACGGUCAGCAACCAUGGUGCAACCAAUUGCAAGUGUUAAUCAAGAUCGUGUUGAACACUUUAGAUACACAGCACCAUCAAUGCAAAAGAAUUCCAGCUACCGUGGUGAUGAGUGCUCCAUCGAGAUCACGUGACGUAUCGCAACCGUCUCUGGGCGUGGAUCACGAACUGAUGGCAAUGGGAGAUAUGAAUGCCGAGAGUCCUCCAAUGAGAACUCCUAUAGUGUCGGUGCACCAAAGAAGUCCAGGACCAACGCAUAGUCAGAUGGAAACUCAUUGGGAGGAGAGCACACCUACUUGUCGUUACAUGAACAAACACUCCAGCUACUCGAUCAAUGCGGAUGAUACGGAGUCCGAGCUGGCUGCAAUACCCGAGAGCCCAAAAUCUGACAGCACCUUGCAUGGCAGCAGUGGUGGAUCGCUCGGUGAGCUGGAGGAAACACCGACCGCUGUCACAAGAAGUAUUUCGCUACACGGAUCUAGAAUCACGACCGAUAUUUUGACGAAAACGGAUUGGAACAAUCAGAAUGUUAUCAAGAAGUCGGAAGGAAUCAGCAGACCUACUUGGUUUCUUGGAAGCGAGGAGGAAUCUCAUCAGAGUACGAAGGUUGGAUCUCAAAAGAAAUGGAGUGUACACGAAGGAGUAAAGAUGAUGGUGACGAGCACUUUGUUAAGUGGUCAAGCAGAUUUACAGAGAUACACUUCAAGAAUCGAGAAAGUGACGGAAAGGGCGGAGAAAGGGAUUCUGGAUAAAGCGAUCCCAGAGAAACCAGCGACAGAGAAAGCUGCUCAAGAAAGAAACGUCACUGUACAAAUAGCUUUUAAUGGAGACAUUGCCUCCUCGAAACCUUUUGGAUUAUCCACUGCUCUUGCCACUACUUUACCUGCCCAAGUUCAAAAAUACGAGUUUUCGAAGGAAAAGAUGCCUCCACCAGGCAGUAAUUCAGAUUCACCGAAUUCUAAGCAAUUGGGUCGUCAGAAGCGCAUAGAGCAGACAGUGACCAUAGCCUCGCCUGUGUCACCAGGUCAAGUGGUUACGGUGACGAGCAGCGACCAAUCGAGUUCUCCAGCAGUUAGCUCGAUCUCGUCUCAAAUCACGAGCACGGAUAAUGGGCAGCAUCCAAGCUGGAACGAGCCUCCUCAUCCUUUAACUGCACCGACUGUCGAGAGACUUUUGCCAAUUGGCACCACGAUUCGUCCGACUGGUCCAAGACCAGCUCAGAGAAUUCUGCGUUGCGAAGACACUUAUGGAUCGCCUGAAUCACCAUUAUCCAAAAUGGACGUGUUGACAGUCAGUUCCUCGUUCGAUCAAGAUAGCGAAACGUGCAUAUCUAGCGAUAUAACGAGUCCUCGAAGCAUUUCGCAGCUGGAGUUUCCAUUGCCUGAACGAUUGUUACCAGUUGGCCCUCAGAGAGACUUUACAGGCCUUGUCGAGCACGUUCGUCAGGUACUUGGUGUCCGAGAGAUCGAAGAUUCCAACAAAUACAAUAACGGAAAUAGCGAAACUGAUGGACCAGCACCGGUAAAACAAGAUAGCACAACAUCUGAGAACAUGUCAGCGUCUCUAGUUCCAACAUCGAACGAGAUACAAUCGAGCAGAUCGACGAGUCCAAGGAGAUUGAUCAAGCAGGUAGCUCUGGAAUCGCCGCCUCCAGCGAUAGAGUCCUCGGAUUAUCCCGUUCGAGCAUUCGAUCCCGAUCGAAGAGGCAGAGCAAAGGAUCAUGUUCGUAUUCAACGAGACAAGCGAAAGGAUAGUAUCACUGGCCACGAUGGUCCAUUAACCAGGCGUGCAGAAUCCUGGUCUGGCCCUCAACUGCAGCCUAAUUUCGAUAUCGCCUCGCAACAGGCCUAUCACGCUGAUUUCAACUUGAAGCAAAGCUUAUUUCGCAUUGGAGACGAUUGUAUUUACGAGAGAUGUUCAGAAUGUGGAACGAUAAAGGAGGAAUAUUCAGAUGAGGAACUUGGUUUGUGUAUCAUCAACCUGGGCACGUUCAUCCAUCGUGAACCAUCCUUGGCAGCCCCGCUUUUGCCAGAAAUCUUACGUGUCGUCACAAAAGUGGCUCUCAAUGCGAUGUAUCCUUGGCAAAGCGAGACUAAUAUGCAUCUACCUGGUGGCGCAAUCAGCGUGGCCCAUCAAUUCCUCCGAUGCGUUCUUCAUCAAUUGGCGCCUAAUGGUGUCUUCUUGCAAAUGUUCCAAACGCAUUUAAAUGAAUCUACGAGGAUGCAAUUCUUCAAAAGUGUCACUCAGGCUUUACUCGACUUCAACGAAUUGAAUCCAAUAGCACCUCUACAAUUAUUGCUCGAGGCCCUAAACGCGAAAAAAUCUUUGCCAAUGGAACGCCUUCCGAUAAUACUAUUCAACAUAGCCUGUUACCUGGAUUGCUUGCCCCUGGAAGCGGGCUUGAGUCCAGGUGCAACAACCUGGAGCGGUCUUCUCGCGCAAUUCGAUGGCCUAUUUCGCAGACUAGUGUUGAUGCUCUCGUCCAUCGAGGAUACCACUCCGUUAUUAAGGAUCAUGAUUUCUUUAUUGAAGGUCCCGGGUAUCCAAUUGAAGAGCAUGCUGGAUCCGUUUGCCAAGGUGUUAAGUUAUGCCAUCCAGAAUUCUACCAUAAAGUACAAUUAUCUGACAGAUCUGUGUUAUCUUUGUCAUCGAGGUUUCAUCAAAGACAGGGAUAAACAUUUUUUCGGAAGAACCAUCGUAUUCGAGCUGAUUCAAGCGAUUAAAUUCAAGACCACGAUACCGGAUUCCAAUUUUCUCUUGCUUUUGCAUUUCGUGCUUCAGGAUAUCGGGGGUUCAUUACCUAACACGAUCGCGUUGGAGAAUAUCCAAACAGACAUAUCACCGAUUUACAAUACGAACGCUUCCGAGUCCCUGAAGAAUCAACUGUCGGACGUGCUCGAUUUCUUGGCAGAUUUUCACACUUUGAGUAAAGUGAAGAGCUAUAGCAAGGGAAUGCAGGCUGGUCUGAACGAGGAUACUUUAGGUGGUAUAUUGAAAUGUGGUCUCGCGCAAUUUGUAGCUCUAGAAAUCACCAGAGGCAACAAUAGAGAAAACAGAGCUGUGGCUCGCUAUCUUCCUUGGCUCUACAGCGCUCCCUCUAUGAUACAACAAGGAGCUCGAGAAUAUGUGGACUGCAUAGGCCAUAUCAGAUUACUAUCAUGGCUACUGUUGGGCUCCCUCACGCACACUUCGAUGUACGCUGGCAAUAACAAUACGCAUAACAACCAUGGCCAGUCGAUCCCAUCUGCACAACCAAUACCGCAAGAAGUAUCUUGUCAUGUCGCGGAUCACGUGCAAGUUAUAUUUUCCGGGUUCCCGGAACAAUCUAAAGCAUCAGUCCUACACAUGUCCUCAUUAUUCCAUGCUUUCAUACUGUGUCAGCUGUGGACUAUGUAUUUGGAAGAAUUAUCAAAGAAUCCAUCGAAUAACGAAGGCCAUAUUACAAUGAAUAUUUUGUUGGAAUUCUGGGGCAAGAUAACGCCUUGUAUAUUACAAUUAGUUGAAUACUCGAAAGUCUUAGCCGAAAUGGUCAAUUUACAUUUUUUAAGCUUACUCGAAGCUCUUCUAGAAUGUGGAUCUAUUCUGUUAAGCAAAUUAUUACCUCUUUGGAGUCCCAUUCUGUAUUCGCAUCAUGUUCAGUUGCCAGGACAUUUGCAAGUUCGUUUACAAAAUUGUCGAGAUUUUCCACCUAACAAAAUGUCUGAACAUUUUGCUUCGUCUCGGCGAGAAUCUAAUGCAACACUUUUACGAUGGCUACAUCGAUUACAGUUCAAAAUGGGACAAAUAGAGAUGCAAUCUUCUACAGCCACACAAUUUUAUUCUAUUUAAAAAAAUAAAAAUUGAAGAAAACAAAAAACUAUCUAGUUGGACAGAAGUAUUUUAUAAAAUAUAUUUAAGAAGAUAUUGAAUUGUAUUUUAGAAAAAUGUUGCAUUGUAUGUUGCAAUAUUAAUUUGUUAAUUGUUGUUAAAUAUAUUUAUUAUUUUAAAUAUAUAAUAA
Molecule: messenger RNA, 8722 nt
Organism: Apis florea (little honeybee)
Lineage: Eukaryota; Metazoa; Arthropoda; Insecta; Hymenoptera; Apidae
Gene: unc79
Product: UNC-79 domain-containing protein
Molecular function (GO): protein binding
Source: RefSeq, a predicted model, not a curated record